CUGAGAGUCACACUCAGUCUGUCUCACAAACUCCCCGAACUGUCUGUGUCACAGCCCCUCUCUGAGCCCGGUUCCGGAGGAGAAGAUUAGUUUCAGGUUCUUCUCGUCGCCAUGUCCAGCGCGCGCUGUUGGUCUCUCUGUAGAGUCGGAAGGUAACCUCCGCGCGCGCGCAGCAUAUUAAAUCAGAUUACUUUUUUUCUUUCUUUCGCAUUUCGGAGUUUAUUGAGGAGCGGAAAGACCAGUCAGACAAACCAGGAGCGCUUGUGGAUAUCGUUCCGCUGUGGUGGAUGUGUAGCUUUUCUUCUGGAGCAGGAAGUUCAGCUUCUCCAUCCGGAAACCAACCAGGCGCGUGAAGCACCUGGGCUGAAGAAGGGCUCGUGCGAGAGAGUGCGCGCGCGCUCCGGCUCUCUGCUCCUUCACUCCACAGGUGGAGAUGCGGCUGCACGCGCUCACACUCCUCCUGCUUUCACUGCAGGAAGCUGCUGUUCAGACUCAGGAAGCUUGCCCAGGAACCAAGAAUGGUCUUAGUUUUACAGAAAGCCCUGGACAACACUACAAUAACUUGAAGGAACACUACAAUGGCUGUGAGAUCAUCAUUGGCAAUCUGGAAAUCACCCUGAUGCAGCGAGACUUUGACUUCUCCUUCCUUGAAACUGUUCGGGAAGUGACAGGCUACGUCCUGAUCGCCACAAACCAGUUUCGCCGGCUUCCUUUGGAGCAGCUGCGAGUGAUCCGUGGCAGCAUGCUGUAUGAUAAGGAAUGGGCCCUCUCUGUCUUCCUCAACUUCGAUGACCAAUAUGGACUGGUGGACCUGGGCCUCACUCAUCUCACAGAGAUCCUGGUUGGAGGAGUGCAGAUUAUUAAUAACAAGUACCUGAGCUAUGCUCCCUGGAUCAACUGGCAGGACAUAGUGAGAGAUAACAAUGCUCGCGUCGAGAUCAGUAACAAUGGUGAAAAAGCGCUGUGUCAUCCAGGCUGUGGUGGUUACUGUUGGGGUCCAAAUAAGGAUCAGUGUCAGAUCUUGACUAAGACGGUGUGUGCGCCGCAGUGUCACGGCCGCUGUUUCGGUCCCAGUCCUCAGCACUGUUGCAACAUUGAAUGCGCAGGAGGCUGUGCAGGGCCUAAGGAAACGGACUGCUUUGCAUGCCAGCAUGUGAGGCAUUUGGGAGCCUGUGUGUCUCACUGUCCACAGCCGCACAUCUACAAUAAGCACACCUUCCAGCUGGAACCCAAUCCAGAUGCCAUGUACCAGUACGGUUCAAUUUGUUUGCGCACAUGUCCCGCUCACUUUGUAGUGGAUGGCAGUGCGUGUGUAAGUGCCUGCCCACCUGAUAAAACGGAAGUAGAGAAGAAUGGCACGAAGCACUGUGAGCCAUGCAAUGGACUCUGCCCAAAAGUGUGUGAAGGUACAGAUCCCAGUCAGAGCCACAGACAGACAGUGGACUCCAGUAACAUUGACAGUUUCAUCAACUGCACGAAAAUCCAGGGCAGCUUACAUUUUCUUGUCAUGGGGAUUAAUGGGGAUAUGUAUAAUAACAUACCUCCUCUAGACCCAGAGAAACUCAGAGUUUUCAGCACUGUAAGAGAAAUAACAGGAAUUUUGAGUAUUCAAUCUUGGCCUGCAGAGCUGAAGGAUUUGUCAUUUUUUUCCAAUCUUACCACUAUACGUGGAAGGUCGCUUCACCUAGGUAGCAGCAGAAAGAGACCCUUCUCUCUGUUGGUGAUGAAGGUGGACUCUCUGACGUCUCUGGGUCUGCGUUCUCUGCGGGAAAUCAGUGAAGGCAGCGUGUACAUCAGCAAUAACACGAACCUAUGUUACCAGCAUACCUUGAAGUGGCAGCAGAUCUUCACUGGCAACCAAAUUAAGCGCCGACGCAACUGGAAUGACAUCAAAUUCAACAGGCCAGCGAGCCAGUGUGAGGCUGAGGGUCACGUGUGUGAUCCGCUGUGUUCAAACUCAGGCUGUUGGGGCCCCGGACCUGAUCAGUGUCUUUUCUGUAGGAAUCACAGUCGCCAUAAUACCUGCAUAGCCCAGUGUAACAUCUUCUCUGGGGAGCCACGGGAGUUUGCAGGUUCAGAUGGAGAGUGCCGUGCCUGUCAUCCUGAGUGUCUAAAGCAGGAGGGGCAAGAGACCUGCAAAGGAGAGGGAGCAGAUAAAUGUGAAGCAUGCUCUCACCUAAUGGAUGGUCCUCAUUGUGUGCCCUCAUGCCCUUAUGGAGUGACCGGAGAGAGAGGCCAGACCAUCUUUAAGUACCCAGAUAAUACAGGACAGUGCCAGCCCUGCCACCCUAACUGCACAAGCGGAUGCACUGGCCCAUCUUUGAGAGAUUGUAUGGAUGGUCGGCUACCAGCAGACAGUCCUCAUAUUGCAGCUAUAGUAAGUGGAGUGUUGGCUGGUCUCUUUGUGUGUUUGGCGGUCGUGGUGAUGGCGUUGCUGUACCGCCGUGGCGUGGCCAUCCGCCGCAAGAGAGCACUCAGGAGAUACUUGGAGAGCAGCGAGAGCAUCGAGCCACUGGAUCCAGGUGAGAAAGGAACAAAAGUUCAUGCUCGCAUCCUGAAAAGUUCAGAAUUACGCAAAAGCAAACUUCUGGGAUCGGGAGUCUUUGGUACCGUACAUAAGGGUUUCUGGAUACCUGAAGGGGACUCGGUGAAGAUCCCUGUUGCUAUAAAGACCAUCCAAGACCGCAGCGGGCACCACAAUUUCACUGAGAUUACAGAUCACAUGCUGUCUAUGGGAAGUCUGGAUCACCCAUAUAUUGUGCGUUUGCUUGGAAUCUGUCCUGGACAAAGCCUGCAGUUGGUCACCCAACUCAGCACUCACGGCUCCCUGCUGCAACACCUGAGGCAAAACGCGAACAAUCUGGACCCCCAGCGCCUCCUCAACUGGUGUGUGCAGAUAGCCAAGGGCAUGUACUAUCUAGAGGAGCAUCGUAUGGUCCACAGGAACCUCGCUGCUCGGAACGUGCUGCUCAAAAGUGACUACAUUGUGCAGGUUUCUGAUUUUGGCGUUGCGGACCUACUUUAUCCUGAUGACAAGAAAUAUGUCUACAAGACUCCAAUAAAAUGGAUGGCAUUAGAGAGUAUCCUGUUUAGGAGAUAUACUCACCAGAGCGACGUCUGGAGUUACGGGGUGACAGUGUGGGAGAUGAUGUCACAUGGGGCAGAGCCUUACACCUCCAUGCAUCCUAACGAUGUCCCAGGUCUGCUGGAGAAGGGCGAACGUUUAGCCCAACCACAGAUCUGCACCAUCGAUGUCUACAUGGUCAUGGUCAAGUGCUGGAUGAUUGAUGAGAACAUCAGGCCGACCUUUAAAGAGCUGGCUAAUGAGUUUACCCGAAUGGCAAGGGAUCCACCCCGCUACCUUGUUGUCAAGCAGAAAGAUCAAAAUAGUGCUGCAACGGAAGAGAGCCAUCUACGUGACCCCAAGCUAAUCGAGUCUGACCUUGAAAGUGAAGAUGAUGAAGUGCUGGAUGAUGGCUUCGCCACUCCUCCUCUCCAAAUGUCUCCAACGAGGAGUCACUCCCGCAUGCGAAUGGGCUCCUAUAGGAGUGCCUCAUCUGGCCAAUCUGUACUUGUGGGAUAUCUGCCCAUGACCGCAAAUGCUGGGGACGAUCUCAAACAGCUGUGGUCCCAGAGGAAACGUCAAGGCUCAGCAAGAACCACAUCUGAAAGCUCAGAAGGCAGGUGCACGAUGUUGGACAUGGAAAUGUGUGAGAUCCUCUCUCAGACAGGAAGUCUAUGCAGGGGACGCAGCCGAGGAGACAGUGCAUACCUAUCUAACUGUGUAUCUGUCACAUCUGAUCCGCUUUCACCAGGAAUAGAGAUGGCUGAGGAGGACCGAGAUGGGUAUAUUCUACCGAGAAGUGCCCACAAUUCAGGAAGAGAUCCACUGGUGACCCAAUCCAGUUCCAGAGGCAGCCUUCGACACAACAGGGCAUCCAAAAAUGGCAAGAGUCAAUCGCAUGCUAUUCCAGAUCAGUCACAAGAGUAUGAGUUGAUGAGCAAACAGCCCGUUAUACUCCUUCACUCACCAGGAGAUGGCAAUAUCAACGGCUCAGCCAAUCUUCCCAUCUCCCAACAGUCUCCCUGUGAUGAUCUUGUGACCUGCAGUAACAGCCUCUCACCACACAAGGCUGUCCAAACACAAAAUGAUGAAAGUGAGGACAGGCCUGUGCCUGUUCCAGAAGACAAUGACGGAGCAUCUGAAAAAGAGCCUUGUGGAGACAAUUCUGACAUUGGCACAGCUCUGGAGGAGGGCCAGCCACAGCAGGCUGUGGUUGAGUACGAAUACAUGGACAUAAGAAACGAAUCGACGUUAGAAAAAAACAACGCCAGUUCACAUGAGCCCAGAGAAACUGGCAUUUACCAGAACACGCACGAGUUUUUUGCUCCAAAGAUGAGCAACAGAAGGAGCUGCAAAGCGGAUGAGGAUGCAGCCAUCACUGAGCAACCGGAUGAAUACGAGGACAUGAAUCCAUGUGGGACAUCAGGUGUUUGUACAUCAGGUGUUCGUCUUGAGUACCAAAACUUUCCAGCCAACGGGAGGAUGGUGUCAGGAGAAGAGCCACACAGAGUUAAAAUGAGAGCCUUCAGAAACACAUGUGCUGGUGUGGAUGAAAAGAACAGUAACACGUCUUUUGACAACCCAGACUACUGGCACAGCAGACUCUUCCACAAACCAGAUGCUGUAUGCACAUAAAACAUCAGUGCUUAAGUCCUGAACUGUAGCAGCUGGUUUGCUCACCAGAGACCGAAAUGUGUGUACGCUGUUUCCCAACCAUACAGUGGGAUUUAUAAAUUGGCAUAGAAAUAAAUGCAAAUACUGUUUCAGGAAGGUAAAACAAUGCUUCUCUUUGAAAUCAAUCAAUACAUUUGUGAUUAAAGUUGAAUGACAAUGAAAAAUGUUAAUUAACACUCUAAUCAGAGUUAAAGUUGGAGUCAGUGAUUUUUGUCAAAAUUUUUGCAAUACCUGAGAAAAAAAGUUCUCCUCACAUACAGGCAGCUGUCAAUAAAAUAUCUACUCAGUGGAAAACCAGAAAAACAACCUCCUGUCUCUGUAAACAAGGAUCACUAACAUCUAAGCAAUCAGAACAGGAUCUUGCUUACCUGCCAAUCAUGCUGCCGGUCAAAUCAGAAAUUUACACUACAUCCUCUUAGACUAGCUAGGUUACGCUAACUUCCACCCAGGUGUAAUGUAAUUCCGUGCUAAUAGUGACGUGAACCCUUUUUUUUCUUUCAAUAAAGUUAUAUAUGUCUUUUAUGCUAUUAAAAGUGGUGUAUUGGUGAUGCUGAAUAACUAGCAUUGUGUUGGCAGACAAAGGGCAAUGUUUUAAAGUGUGAAAUCUUUUUUUUUUUUUCCUGAAAUAUGCCUCAGGCAAUAAAGACUGCAAGGCUGGACUUUGGUAUAACCACCAGGAUUUGACUGUAUGGUUAAAAAAAAAAAAAAAAAGGUAUGAUGUACUAUACAGUAAGUGAUUACUUUUCCUCUGCCUGUGUGUGCACUGUGAGGUAGUCAAACAUCAGGUGUCUCAAAGAAAAUAUAAUUCAUUGCAUUUUAAUGGAGGAUCCAGGGAUAUUGUCUUUGAAGUGAUUGGUACUGAUUUACACUCACCGGCCACUUUAAUAGGAACUUGUUCUUGAUUCUAAGAUUCCUGUUCUUGGCUGCAGGACUGGAACCCAAUGUAGUCUUCUGCUGCUGCAUGCUGAGAUCCUUUUUUGCUCACCGUGGUUGUAAAGAGUGAUUGAGUUCCUAUAUCCUUCCUGGCAGCUCGAACCAAUAUGGCCAUUUUCCUCUGACCUCUCUUAUUAACAAGGCGUUUGUUUCCACCCACAGAACUGUCGCUCACUCAAUGUUUUUUGUUUUUCACGCCAUUCUGUGUAAACUCUAGAGACUGUUGUGUGUGAAAACCGCAGGAGAUCAUCAGUUUCUGAAAUACCAGUCCAUCUGGCACCAACACCCAUGCCACAGUGAAAGUAACACUUUAAGAUCACAAUUUUUCCCAUUCUGAUGUUUGAAGUAAACAUUAACUGAAGCUCUUGAUUUGUAUCUGCAUGAUUUUGUGCUGCUGUCAAGGAAUUGGCUGAUUAGAUGACUGCAUAAAACAGCAGGUGGAUGCAUGGGUGUUCCUAAUAAAGUGGCCGGU
Molecule: messenger RNA, 6143 nt
Organism: Neoarius graeffei (lesser salmon catfish)
Lineage: Eukaryota; Metazoa; Chordata; Actinopteri; Siluriformes; Ariidae
Gene: erbb3b
Product: erb-b2 receptor tyrosine kinase 3b
Exons: 29
Coding region: 434-4699 (1421 amino acids)
Biological process (GO): multicellular organism development; positive regulation of kinase activity; nervous system development
Cellular component (GO): signaling receptor complex; basal plasma membrane
Molecular function (GO): protein tyrosine kinase activity; neuregulin receptor activity; neuregulin binding
Source: RefSeq, a predicted model, not a curated record